This is a messenger RNA of Nasonia vitripennis (jewel wasp), 672 nucleotides long. RefSeq names its product ubiquinol-cytochrome c reductase, complex III subunit VII, 9.5kDa (gene UQCR-Q). The record is from RefSeq and is a predicted model, not a curated record. The coding region runs from base 251 to 502 and encodes 83 amino acids. Gene Ontology annotation, biological process: mitochondrial electron transport, ubiquinol to cytochrome c. NCBI's taxonomy places the organism in Eukaryota, Metazoa, Arthropoda, Insecta, Hymenoptera, Pteromalidae. The transcript has 3 exons.
CAGCAGCCAUCCAUUCGUGAGUGUCGUCUGGACCUGCGUUUCACACAUCAGAGAAGCGAGUGAGUGAAUUACGUAAUUAUUUAUUGUUUUUCCGCAUUAAAUCGUCAUCCGAUCCUCGACCGUCUAGAUCCUCGCACCUCGCGUUCUCCUCGAUCGAUCCCCGUUCGGGUGAUCCGGCUUAAAAAUCGCGAGAAUCAGCGAGUGUGUACAACCUCGCGAUUUGUUGGUUAUAUAUAAUAACAGCAGCAGCAUGGGCCACUUGGAUUUCGGUAACUUGGCGAAGAUCCGCGGAAUCGUCUACUUCAGGCUCAGCCCACACGAGCAGAAGGCCUUUGCUGGUGCGAUCAGCCAUGGUGUGCCCAACAUGAUCCGUCGUUUCAGGGAGAGCGUAUUCCAUAUCCUUCCUUCCGCAAUCAUCACCUACAUGAUUAUCGACUGGGCCGACAAGAAGAACAUCGAGCUGUCGAGGAAGAACCCCAAGGACUACGAGAACGACAAAUAAACAGUGUCCCUACAACUAGCUGAUAAUUUAUAGUUUCAAAUGCGUUGCCAUCGGCGUGUAAAUACGUCGGCAGACGAUAAGACAUAAUUCAAGAAAGAAAGAUGUUCAACGUUGUAAGUCUAUAUCCGAACUCUUGUAAAAUACACGCAAAAUUCUAAGCUCAGAAGAAA